Acanthopagrus latus (yellowfin seabream) is the source of this 2837-nucleotide messenger RNA. It is a transcript of the gene s1pr5b, whose product is annotated as sphingosine-1-phosphate receptor 5b. NCBI's taxonomy places the organism in Eukaryota, Metazoa, Chordata, Actinopteri, Spariformes, Sparidae. Gene Ontology annotation, biological process: G protein-coupled receptor signaling pathway. Gene Ontology annotation, molecular function: sphingosine-1-phosphate receptor activity. Gene Ontology annotation, cellular component: membrane. The transcript has 2 exons. Bases 376 to 1599 code for a protein of 407 amino acids. The record is from RefSeq and is a predicted model, not a curated record.
CUCUGCUCUGUCAGUCGGACAGUGACUCACUGGGUGCUCUUACUUGGAUUCUCCUCACUGAGAAGCAGAUGAAGUGCAGGAUAAGGGCAGCGCUGCGACAAUUUCAAGUUUCUGGACCUUCUUACCAGGACAAACAGAGCUCAAGAGCACCGUCUUCUGGCUGAAAAGAAAACAUCUAGGGAUUCUGGUGGAUUACAUCGUAUCAACUUCUGUAAUCCCCCCCGCCAUUCAUUGCAGGAGCUCAGACAUUUCUUUGUGUGUCUUUUUUCUGUACUUGGACACAUUCUUCACACCUCCCACUGCCAAAAGCAUGUCAACAAAUAUGACUUUAUAGCCACUGACUGCAGGCGGAAAAUAAGAAAAGCAACAUUAAGCAUGGAGGCUUCAAGUUCUGCUCACGCAGGGACUCCCCACUUCACACUCCCCCUCUCCCCUACUCCCUCCUCUUAUGGCUGCUUGCAGUUCUUCAGGGAAUACCAGGACAAUUCUGUUAUUAGGGAGCAUUACAACUACACGGGCAAGCUGCAGAAGGACCGCUACCGUGAAGGGCUCAAACCUGAGGGCAUUGCGUUCCUGGUGGUGUGCCUCCUCAUCGUCCUGGAGAAUGCUGUGGUUCUCAUCGCCAUUUGGAGGAACAAGAAGUUCCACCUGCCCAUGUAUUACCUGCUGGGAAACCUGACUCUGUCUGAUCUGCUGGCUGGGAUUACAUACAUGGCAAACAUCAUCAUGUCUGGACCUUAUACCCUGAAACUGACGCCGCUGCUGUGGUUCCUCAGGGAGGGAGGGGUCUUCAUCACUCUGGCGGCCUCCAUAAUCAGUCUGCUGGCCAUUGCAAUUGAACGACAUGUAACUAUGGUGACGAUGAGGCCAUAUCAUGGGGCAAAGCGGGGACGGAUGUUGGCACUGAUUGGUGCAAGUUGGGCCCUGGCAGGGUUUUUGGGGGUCCUCCCAAUUUUGGGAUGGAACUGUAUGCACAGACUGGACCAGUGCUCCACGGUGCUCCCGCUUUACGCCAAGAGCUACAUCCUCUUCUGCGUAUCUGUGUUCAGCGCGGUGCUCCUGGCCAUUGUGGUGCUUUACGCCAGAGUUUUCCGCAUCGUCCGCACCAACACGCAGAGGCAGCGGCUGGGCCUGUCCGGCAGCAUGAGGAAGGGCUUAGCAAGGAAGUCGCAGAAGUACAUUGCCCUCCUCAAGACAGUCACCAUCGUGCUGGGCGUCUUCAUAGCCUGUUGGCUGCCCCUCUUCCUCCUCCUCCUCCUAGAUUUUUUCUGCCCCACCCACAGCUGUCACCUUCUCUACAAGGCCGAUUACUUCCUGGGAGUAGCCAUGGUCAACUCGCUCCUCAACCCCAUCAUCUACACUCUGACCAGUAAGGACAUGAGAAGAGCAAUCCUGAGGCUGCUCUGUCGGCCAUGUCUGAUGACCAGAGACGGCCAGGUGAAGAAGAUCGGGAUGCCGUUCCUUGAGUGCAGCUUCAGUAAAACUGAGGUGGCAACCCAGAAGUUGGAGGGGGGGCAGGAGACGACCAUUUCGUCUGGAAACAAUGUCACCACACCAUCUCCUAUCAAGGCCCUUUACCCCAAACUCUUCAAGUCAUGAGGACUAAUACUGACUGAUCGAGUCCAUGAGUGUGUAAAUGGGUUUCCCACUGAACAGAAGACAUGUAGCACAUCGUAACACACGUGGUGCAGUUAUAGCAACAUGAUCACAUGAAUGGACUUCAUACAGAUGCCACUCAAACGUGAACAAACAUGAGUACAUGGUAGUGAUGAGUCUCCUCAAUAUAUUUGCACUGAAAUAUCACAAUGAAUGAGUAGAGCAGCCUUGGAUUCAAUGUUCCUGUGUUUCUGUAGUUUGAAGCCUGGAAGAAGACUUCAGUGAACCCUAAGACUCUUGUGACUGAAGAAAUUUAACAUUCUCCCCCAGACUUGCUGGGUUGAACAGUGAACGAUUGUGGUUUACCCUUCUAUGCAGUCUGUUUUUGAAGGGCCUUAAUCAAAGCAUCAACGCUUCUAUGCCAGCUGUGCAUCUGCAGACCCAGAUUUCGCUGGUUCGAAAGCCCCGUGGUGUGCCAGAUUUGUUCGGAUAAGAGUGUGUUGGGUGCCCACGUAUCUAAUGAGAGCUAACAGUGAGACAGAAAGGGGUAGCGCUCACCUCAGUGAAGAAUGCUGUGGUUUAACUGUGGGAGGGAGAUGCGACAUUAAAACCCCCUCAGUGUUUUGUAAUGACAGAUGGUGAACCCAUUUGAUGCAGAGUGGAAAGUUGUUGGCGUGAUGUCUGAUUGUUUCUAAUGUCAGGAAAACUGAAAAACAAAAACAACAAAACAUCAUCAGGGUAUGUGAGCAUGACAUGCUGAUAGUUUAACCUUGAAGCCAAAGCAUUUGCAUCUAAGUAAAAGCUCAAUAAAUUAUUGCUUCAAGGAUUUAUGUUUCAACUUGCAAAUAAAAGCUGUAAAUAUGAUUAUUCAUCAUCCAGCUGCAUCGGGACUUUUAAGGACAGGAACGUGCCUGCACUUGUAAGCUAAAUCAUGUUGAAUCAAUGCAAUUAUCCCUUCACAAUCCAUCAUGUCAGCAGAAUAUUUCGGGUACUGAAUUUGUUUUCUUAUUAUGAAAUGAGUUUGACGGCAGUGUUUUUAUACAGAUAUUUUUAAAUGCAGGACCUGAAUUGUUGAAUGAGACAGUGUGCUUUUUUUGUACUAUAAUUCAUGUAGUGAACUUUUUUGUAUUUCUGAAUACUUUUCAUAUCAUCUGUAUUAUAAAUUAUAUCUAUUUUGUAACGAGACAAGGCGUGCAAACUUUACCUUUCUUUUCAUAAAAGAAAUAAAAUGUUCUCCUUAA